This is a messenger RNA of Aquila chrysaetos chrysaetos, 3482 nucleotides long. It is a transcript of the gene HSF5, whose product is annotated as heat shock transcription factor 5. The coding region runs from base 45 to 1997 and encodes 650 amino acids. Gene Ontology annotation, biological process: regulation of DNA-templated transcription. The record is from RefSeq and is a predicted model, not a curated record. Lineage: Eukaryota; Metazoa; Chordata; Aves; Accipitriformes; Accipitridae. Gene Ontology annotation, molecular function: sequence-specific DNA binding; DNA-binding transcription factor activity. The transcript has 6 exons.
CGUUAGAACGCGAGCGGAUUCCGCGUCCUUCACUCCCCGCCGGCAUGGAGGAGCCGCGGCUGCCCGCCCCCAUCAACCCCAACAACUUCCCGGCCAAGCUGUGGCAGCUGGUAAACAGCCCACGCUUCCGCUCCAUCUGCUGGGACGCCCGUGGCGAGGGGCUGCUCAUCGACCAGCCGCUCUUCGAGAGCGAGCUGCUGGGCGCGGGGCUGGGCUGCGCCACGGGGCCGGCUGGCGAUGGGAUGGCGGGAGCUGCCGAUUUUUUCAAGACCAAGAACUUCACCAGCUUCAUCCGACAGCUCAACCUCUAUGGCUUCCGCAAGGUGGUGAUGGGGCCGGCGGGCAGCGUGGCAGGGCCCGGACCUGGGCCUGGCCUGGGGGCUGGCAAUGGUGAUGGCAGUGGCUCCGCCGGGCCCCUGCACCACUUCCACAGCCCCAACUUUCGCCGUGACCGCCCUGACCUCCUCAUCCACCUGAAGCGCCUGACGAGCGCCAACAAGGCGAAGCUGGCUGCUGGUCUGGAGGUGACCAGCCGCCCGCCCAACCGCUUCCAGCGGGUGCUGGGCACAUCACUGCACGUGGACCCGCUGCUGCCGCCCUCAACACUUGGCAAGGCCAGUGGGCCCGGACUGCUGACUGUAGGACAGUUUCAUCAACCUUAUCAUCAAGACAGUUUCCUUCCUUACUCCUACAUAUCGACCUCAUCCCAGAACAACGGCACUUUACCGACAAAAAGUUUAGAUUGGACUCCAGCGCCUUCCAGAACAUGGCAGGGUUCUCUUGGGUUGCUUCCAGGGCAUGAGGCUUCCCCAACUUUUCCAAAUAAAGGGGUUGCCUUUCCUGUACACCAAAGGUUUCCAACAGAAGUCACAUACACAGUCCAGCCUGUUGUCUCUCUUCUGCCACUCCAGCAAGGGUCUCAAACCAUUGCCACUUCCCUUCCAAAAUACAGCAGCUACGCAUCUUCAGUGCAGUACUCACAAGCCUACCAUCCAACAGCUACAAUGCAGUGUUCGCCACCUGCCCACGUAGAUCCUCUGACUGGCUGUGCUAGUCCUACAGCUUCGACCUACACCCACUGCAGCUUUUUCCAGAGUCCUCCAGUGCAGUCACCUUAUACAGCUGAAUUUCUGCCCUCUGACUGGCCAUGUAAUACAUCUGAUGAAAACAAGGAGACAGAAGUAAAUCUUGAAGCUGUGUUUCAGAUGGUUGAUGAGAUGCAUUCAUCACCCAAAGCUGAAAUUGUGAAAGUGGAACCUGUGGAGAGCCAGUGUUCAACCCCUCAGUCUAACAGAGGUCAACCACUGCUGGUUAAUAGUGAGAAUAGUUAUACACCUUCUUCAGCUGAUGAAAGCCAACUGGAACCUCUUACUCCUGUAGCUGCAGACACAUCAUUUGUGAUGGGAGCAGAUCAAGCAGUAACUUGUUCUCCAUUACAGCCUUCUGAAUUUCUUUGUGCUACCCAUACCACUGUGUUUGUAGAAAGUGCUGCUGCUGAAGUAGUGCAAGAAUCUGUGACCACACAGGAAGCAUGUGAAAAACUGAGAGAGGGAGCAGAACAAGCAGUAACUUGUUCUCCAUUACAGCCUUCUGAAUUUCUUUGUGCUACCCAUACCACUGCGUUUGUAGAAAGCGCUGCUGCUGAAAUAGUGCAAGAAUCUGUGACCACACAGGAAGCAUGUGAAAAACUGAGAGAACAACUGGAUCACUGCCCAACUCUGUCCUCCCUAAUGUUUGUUCAGGAAGGACCAUUCAGUCCAGAGCAGGAGAAUACUAGUGUUAAAUGUGAAUCCAGGACAUCAGAGACAGAAGAGAGACAAUUCACUUCAGGAACUGAGCCUGUGAACAAAUCUGUAGAAGAGAUGGAUUCAUCUGUAAAACCUAGAUGCAGGAAAAGAAGACACAGUUCAUGCAAUGGCAAGUCCCCUGAUCUCCAUCUGCUGGUAGAUGUGGCUUACAAGCAGGGGUGCUUUGCGAAGGAAGAAACAAGAGAGUGAGAAGUGGGUGACAAGUACGUGAAAAUGUGCAACAGCAGCCAGCUGGGUUCCCUUGUCAGACUCCAGUGGCAGUGCUUUGCACACAACAGACACUUUGGAUCAUUUCAACUGCGUUUUAAAAAAAAAAACCCUCUAUUUUUUUUUGCUUUCAUUUUAACUUUGUAGGGUAUUAGUUGCUGCAUUUUUUAUACCUCUUCCAUUACAUUUUCUACCUGUGAAGUUAUAGAGCAUAUAGUGGUCAGAGUAUUUAAUAUGAAGUAAUUAGUUAGCUGCUUGUAUUUUUUAGAUAUGGGAAGUCUGAACUUUUUGUAAACAGGAUUUUUACCUUUUCCAUUACAUUUUCUACCUGUCAAGUUAUAGAGCGUAUAGUGGUCAGAGUAUUUAAUAAGAAGUAAUUAGUUAGCUGCUUGUAUUUUUUAGAUAUGGGAAGUCUGAACUUUUUGUAAACAGGAUUUUUACCUUUUCCAUUACAUUUUCUACCUGUCAAGUUAUAGAGCGUAUAGUGGUCAGAGUAUUUAAUAAGAAGUAAUUAGUUAGCUGCUUGUAUUUUUUAGAUAUGGGAAGUCUGAACUUUUUGUAAACAGGAUUUUUACCUUUUCCUUUACAUUUUCUACCUGUCAAGUUAUAGAGCGUAUAGUGGUCAGAGUAUUUAAUAAGAAGUAAUUAGUUAGCUGCUUGUAUUUUUUAGAUAUGGGAAGUCUGAACUUUUUGUAAACAGGAUUUUUACCUUUUCCAUUACAUUUUCUACCUGUCAGGUUAUAGAGCAUAUAGUGGUCAGAGUAUUUAAUAAGCAGUAAUUAGUUAGCUGCUUGUAUUUUUUAGAUAUGGCAAGUCUUAACUUUUUGUAUACAGGAAGCAUUAAAAACUUUCUCAAAACUUUCUUACUGGGAAACAAAUUGGUUUUAGUGCUGUAUUUGGAAUCCUUUUAUUUAACAUUGUUGGAAGCUACAGUAUGCUCAGCAUAGAUGGUGUUUGGUGCUCUCACUGUCUUUGCUUGAAGUCAUACUGUGGCCCUUUACUGGGAAUUGUGUAUUAAACAAAAGCGUAGGAAAGUCACAAGAUUCUAGGUCUGAAUGGGUCAGGGAUUUCAGGAGAGCAGCUAUAGGAAAGAUGAGCUAAUUUUCUGAGUGAUUAACCAGGAAAUGCUCUUCCUUCCUAAACCAACGCUCUGUUUUCAGCAGCAAGUCUAUCCUUUAUGGUGGGUAUCCAUUACAUAUGACAGCUGCUGAUCUUUUACAUUAAUGGAGAAUUCUUCUGUUUUCAAUUCUAAUGGUAUCUGUAAUGAUAAGUUAUUUGUUAUUUUCGUACUUUGUUUUAAAUAGGUCUUAAAUUAUUAAUUUCUUAACUUUAAAAAUAUGAUUGUAUUUAUAUUGAUAGCAGAUCGUAAGUUUUUAAUAGCUAUGCAUUUGUACUUAUGUUAAAAUACUGUUUGAAGGAUAAAGGGGGCACAUUCUGUAUUUGUGAUGUUAGGGAAAUACAUGUGGA